Messenger RNA from Phasianus colchicus (ring-necked pheasant), 2134 nucleotides. It is a transcript of the gene LRRC45, whose product is annotated as leucine rich repeat containing 45. Lineage: Eukaryota; Metazoa; Chordata; Aves; Galliformes; Phasianidae. The record is from RefSeq and is a predicted model, not a curated record. Gene Ontology annotation, molecular function: protein binding. Gene Ontology annotation, cellular component: plasma membrane; centrosome.
GCGCGCGGGGCGGAGCGGAGCGGAUCUCGGCUGCUCCUCGGCGGCAGCGCCGCGCUCGGCGGCGGUCGGUACGGCCCCGCGGCCAUGGAGGAGUUCCGGCGGGCCUACGAGCGGCUGUGCGCGGCGCCGCAGGACGCCGUGCUGCGGAGGCUGAGGGAGCGCGGGGAGGCGCCGGGUCGGGCCCGCCUGGACCUGGCGGAGCAGAGCCUCUCGUUGGAGACGUGCGGGGCGCUGGGCCGCCUGCUGCCCGGGGCCGCGCACCUCGCUGAGGUGGCGCUCGGAGAUUGCGGCCUGAGCGAGGACGGUGUGAAACUCUUGCUGCACGGUCUGUGUUCCAAUACCACCGUCAAAUCUUUGGAUUUGAAGGGCAAUAACCUGCGAACCACAGGAGCUGAGGCGCUGGGAAAACUUCUUAGGCAGAACAAAUCAAUCAGGAGCCUAAUCCUGGAAUGGAACAGCCUGGGUGUAUGGGAGGAAGGUUUUUCCUUUUUCUGCCAGGGACUGGGAGCAAACAACUUUCUCCAGCGGUUAGAUCUGCGCAACAACCAGAUCAACCAUCAUGGGGCAGGAGAGCUGGCCACAGCACUGAAACGAAACGCCAGCCUUCAGGAGUUGGAUUUACGUUGGAAUAACAUUGGGCUUCUGGGAGGCCGAGCUUUGCUGAACUGCCUGCAGAGCAACAAGACCCUGAAGAAGCUGGAACUGGCUGGGAACAAUGUUCCCAGUGACAUCUUAAAAGCUGUGGAACAAGCCAUGGAUCACAACCAGGACCGUCAAACUAUCCUCAGUGAGACACAACACCGAACUUGUGUGCUCAGCAAGGAGAUACUGAAUCUGAAGGAUGAGAAGACCAAGCAGUUCUUGGAUUUGAUGGACACAAUAGACAAACAGAGAGAAGAAAUAGCCAGGAGUGGCAGGAUAUCUGCGGGACGUGUCAGCCAGCUGCAGGAAGCAUUGAAUGAGCAGCACUCUAUUAUGAAUUCACUGAAAGCCAAGCUGCAGAUGACUGAAGCUGCCCUGGCUCUGUCUGAGCAAAAGGUGCACAACCUGGGAGAGCUGCUGAGUGCCACCAAACAGGAACAGGCCAACAUGGCUGAGCGCCACUUUGCAGAGCUCCAGCAGCAAAAGCAGGAAGGUGCUGAUCGGGAAGGCAAGCUUUUCCGUGACUUAUCUGCCAGCAAUGAGAAGAACUUGUUUCUAAGAAACCAGGUGGAUGAGUUGGAGAAGAAGUGUAAAGUGCAGCAGGAUCAGUUAUUCCAGCUAAAACAAGACUUGACCAACACAACAGCAGAGCUGAAGCUGCGGGCUGUGCAGGCUGAGGAGCGCCUGGAAAUGGAAAAAAGAAGAUUUAAACAAAGUCUUGAAGACAUGGAAUCACUUCGCUUAAAAGAGGUGGAUCACUUGACACAGCACAUGGAGGCCAGUGAACGUUCUCUGCAAGACAGAGUGCAGAGGCUGGAGGCCAUCAGGAUAGCCCUGGAGGAGGAGCUGAGCCAAGUCAAAGCAGCUGCACUCACUGAGCGAGGCCAUGCAGAAGAAGAGUUAAUAAAGGUUCGGAAUCAGGCACGGUUGGAUGAGCAGCAACGACUGGAACACCUUGAAGAGAAGCUGCGGCUGAUGACUGAAGCACGUGAUGAAGCUCAGAACUGCUGCCUCAAACAAAAACAGAUGGUUGGUGAGGCCCAAGUCAAGGCCAAUCAAUUGAGCCUGCAUGCUGAUGGACUCAGAAGGAGAAUAGAGGAACUUCAGCAGGAUCUGAACAGUAAGGAACAAGAAAAAGUGACAGAAGUAAAUAAAGUGAAAGUGGAAUUACAGGAGCAGAUUGGACACCUACAGGCUGAACGUACAGCACAGGAAGGGCUGAGAGAGAAGAUUGCAGCCCUGGAGAGACAGCUGAAAGUCCUGUCAAGUAAUCACCGAGAGGCACUGCUGGACAAAGAAGGUGAAAUCUCUAUGUUGAUGGAGAAGCUGAGAAUGAAAGAGGCUGACAUCUCCAGGAUGAGAGAAGAAGAAGCCCAGCGAGCAAGUAUAUUGCAGAAUGCCAUCAUGGCAUAUGUGCAGGGAUCCUCCUUGGGAACCCACAGUUUGAGGAAAUGAGAGUGUGUCUUAAAGAACCCAGGUACCAGGAAGAGGA